Messenger RNA from Sapajus apella (tufted capuchin), 8700 nucleotides. It is a transcript of the gene RALGAPB, whose product is annotated as Ral GTPase activating protein non-catalytic subunit beta. Bases 254 to 4786 code for a protein of 1510 amino acids. The record is from RefSeq and is a predicted model, not a curated record. Gene Ontology annotation, molecular function: GTPase activator activity. Lineage: Eukaryota; Metazoa; Chordata; Mammalia; Primates; Cebidae. The transcript has 32 exons. Gene Ontology annotation, biological process: regulation of small GTPase mediated signal transduction; activation of GTPase activity.
CCUGAGCAGAGCCCAGCCGGCUGGCCCGACUGGCCUUCGUCGUCCCUUGGCGCCCUGGGAGAGUGGCUGACGGGUGGACGACGGACUGCCUGAGGACGGCCGGCCAGGGCAGUGAAAGCGCCGGCCCAAUGGCACGGGUCGCGUGAGGCGGAAGGCCGAGUGCGGCCGGCGGCGGCGGCGGCGGCGCCCGCCCCAGCGAUGCGGGCCCCGCCCGUAGCCUCAGGUGCCAUUUGGAUUGUACUUUAGUGGCACAAUGUACUCUGAGUGGAGGUCACUGCAUUUGGUGAUUCAGAAUGAUAAAGGCCAUACCAGUGUGCUGCACAGCUAUCCAGAGAACGUUGGGCGAGAGGUGGCAAAUGCUGUAGUCCGUCCUCUUGGGCAGGUGUUAGGUACCCCUUCAGUGGCUGGUAGUGAGAGUUUGUUAAAAACUGACAAAGAAGUAAAAUGGACCAUGGAAGUAAUUUGCUAUGGACUGACCCUUCCAUUGGAUGGAGAGACUGUAAAAUACUGCGUUGAUGUAUAUACAGACUGGAUUAUGGCUUUAGUGUUGCCGAAAGAUUCUAUUCCAUUGCCAGUUAUUAAAGAGCCGAAUCAAUAUGUUCAAAGUAUACUAAAACACCUACAAAAUCUUUUUGUACCAAGACAGGAACAGGGUUCCAGUCAGAUUCGACUAUGCUUACAGGUCCUGAGAGCCAUUCAGAAACUGGCCCGUGAGUCAUCUCUCAUGGCCCGAGAAACCUGGGAAGUCUUACUGUUGUUUCUUCUGCAGAUUAAUGACAUACUUCUGGCCCCACCAACUGUUCAAGGUGGCAUUGCUGAGAAUCUAGCAGAGAAGUUGAUCGGUGUUCUCUUUGAGGUGUGGUUACUAGCUUGUACUCGGUGCUUCCCAACACCUCCUUAUUGGAAAACAGCCAAGGAGAUGGUGGCUAACUGGAGGCAUCACCCAGCAGUGGUGGAGCAGUGGAGCAAGGUCAUUUGUGCGCUCACUUCCAGAUUGCUACGCUUUACGUAUGGUCCUUCAUUUCCUCCAUUUAAAGUUCCCGAUGAAGAUGCCAGUCUGAUCCCUCCAGAAAUGGAUAAUGAGUGUGUUGCACAGACAUGGUUUCGCUUUUUACAUAUGUUAAGUAAUCCUGUGGAUUUGAGUAACCCAGCUAUUAUAAGCUCUACUCCCAAAUUUCAGGAACAGUUCUUGACUGUGAGCGGAAUGCCGCAAGAAUUGAAUCAGUAUCCCUGCCUUAAACAUCUGCCUCAAAUAUUUUUUCGUGCCAUGCGUGGAAUCAGCUGUCUGGUGGAUGCAUUCUUAGGCAUUUCUAGACCCCGAUCAGACAGUGCUCCCCCAACACCCGUGAAUAGAUUAAGUAUGCCUCAAAGUGCUGCUGUCAAUACCACCCCACCACAUAACCGGAGGCACCGGGCUGUUACUGUGAAUAAGGCCACCAUGAAGACAAGCACAGUUAGUACUGCUCAUGCCUCAAAAGUUCAGCACCAGACAUCCUCCACCUCUCCUCUGUCAAGUCCAAAUCAGACUAGUUCAGAACCCCGGCCAUUGCCUGCCCCUCGGAGACCAAAGGUUAACAGCAUCUUGAAUCUCUUUGGAUCAUGGUUAUUUGAUGCAGCAUUUGUUCACUGUAAACUUCAUAAUGGGAUAAACAGAGACAGCAGCAUGACUGCAUCUUUUAUCCAAAUUCUUCUUUCUUAUAAAUCUUCCAUUACAACACAAGCUAGCAUGGAGUUUCGACGGAAAGGGUCACAAAUGUCCACAGACACCAUGGUUUCCAAUCCUAUGUUUGAUGCAAGUGAAUUUCCUGAUAACUAUGAAGCAGGAAGAGCUGAGGCUUGUGGGACACUGUGUAGGAUUUUUUGUAGCAAGAAGACUGGAGAAGAGAUUCUGCCAGCUUAUUUAUCCAGAUUUUACAUGCUUUUAAUUCAAGGUUUGCAGAUAAAUGAUUAUGUGUGCCAUCCUGUCUUGGCCAGCGUUAUUCUAAACUCUCCUCCUUUGUUCUGCUGUGACUUGAAAGGGAUUGAUGUUGUGGUUCCUUACUUUAUUUCAGCUCUUGAAACCAUUUUGCCUGACAGAGAACUCUCAAAAUUCAAAAGCUAUGUAAAUCCAACAGAAUUGAGAAGAUCCUCCAUUAAUAUCCUGCUUUCUUUGUUGCCCCUCCCUCAUCAUUUUGGCACAGUCAAAUCUGAGGUGGUCCUGGAAGGAAAAUUUAGUAAUGAUGAAAGCUCUUCUUAUGAUAAACCAAUAACUUUUCUGUCCCUGAAGUUGAGACUUGUGAAUAUAUUAAUAGGUGCCUUGCAAACAGAAACGGACCCCAACAACACCCAAAUGAUACUAGGGGCAAUGUUAAAUAUUGUUCAAGAUUCAGCACUUUUAGAAGCCAUCGGUUGCCAGAUGGAGAUGGGUGGUGGAGAAAAUAACCUGAAGAGUCAUAGUCGCACUAAUAGUGGUAUUAGUUCAGCAAGUGGCGGAAGCACGGAGCCCACAACUCCCGAUAGUGAGAGACCCGCUCAAGCUCUCUUAAGAGAUUAUGGAUCGACAGCUCUUAAUACAGAUUCAGCUGCUGGGCUCCUGAUUCGCAGCAUUCAUCUCGUCACUCAAAGACUCAACUCCCAGUGGCGCCAAGACAUGAGCAUAUCACUGGCAGCUCUAGAGCUCCUCUCUGGCCUUGCAAAGGUAAAAGUGAUGGUUGACUCAGGAGACCGGAAGCGAGCCAUCAGUUCUGUGUGUAGCUACAUUGUUUAUCAAUGUAGUCGGCCAGCUCCUCUUCACUCCAGGGAUCUGCACUCCAUGAUAGUGGCAGCUUUUCAGUGUCUCUGUGUCUGGCUGACAGAGCACCCUGAUAUGCUUGAUGAAAAGGACUGCCUUAAGGAAGUACUGGAGAUUGUGGAACUGGGUAUUUCAGGAAGUAAGUCCAAGCACAGCGAGCAAGAGGUCAAGUACAAAGGAGAUAAGGAGCCAAACCCUGCAUCUAUGAGGGUAAAGGAUGCUGCUGAAGCCACCCUAACAUGCAUUAUGCAGUUGCUUGGCGCAUUUCCUUCACCUAGUGGUCCUGCCUCUCCUUGUAGUCUUGUGAAUGAGACCACUUUGAUUAAAUACUCCAGGCUGCCAACCAUAAACAAGCAUAGUUUCCGGUACUUUGUCUUGGAUAACAGUGUCAUCCUGGCAAUGCUGGAACAACCUCUUGGAAAUGAGCAGAAUGAUUUUUUCCCCUCUGUCACUGUGCUGGUCCGGGGGAUGUCUGGAAGACUUGCUUGGGCGCAACAGCUUUGUCUUUUACCCAGAGGAGCAAAAGCAAAUCAGAAGCUUUUUGUGCCUGAACCUCGCCCAGUUCCUAAAAAUGAUGUUGGAUUUAAAUAUUCUGUGAAACAUCGGCCAUUUCCUGAAGAGGUGGACAAGAUUCCUUUUGUGAAAGCAGAUCUCAGCAUUCCAGAUUUGCAUGAAAUAGUCACUGAAGAAUUAGAAGAAAGACAUGAAAAAUUAAGGAGUGGCAUGGCCCAGCAGAUUGCUUAUGAAAUACACCUUGAGCAACAGAGUGAGGAGGAAUUGCAGAAGAGAAGUUUUCCUGACCCAGUUACGGAUUGCAAGCCACCACCUCCUGCCCAGGAAUUCCAGACAGCCCGCCUUUUCCUCUCACACUUUGGAUUUUUGUCCUUAGAAGCAUUGAAGGAACCUCCAAAUAGUCGUCUACCUCCUCACCUUAUUGCACUUGAUUCCACGAUACCGGGGUUUUUUGAUGACAUUGGGUAUCUGGAUCUCUUGCCAUGUCGUCCUUUUGACACAGUUUUUAUUUUCUAUAUGAAGCCAGGUCAGAAAACGAACCAAGAGAUUUUAAAGAAUGUGGAGUCUUCCAGAACUGUUCAGCCCCAUUUCCUAGAAUUUUUGCUUUCCCUUGGCUGGUCAGUUGAUGUGGGCAGACACCCUGGUUGGACUGGGCAUGUUUCCACCAGUUGGUCUAUUAAUUGUUGUGAUGAUGGUGAAGGAUCUCAACAAGAAGAAGUGAUUCCCUCUGAAGAUAUUGGAGCUAGCAUUUUCAAUGGACAGAAGAAGGUGCUGUAUUAUGCUGAUGCCCUUACGGAAAUAGCUUUUGUGGUUCCUUCUCCUGUGGAGUCCUUAACUGAUUCAUUGGAAAGUAACAUCUCAGAUCAAGAUAGUGAUUCAAAUAUGGAUCUUAUGCCAGGAAUUCUGAAACAGCCAUCCCUGACACUUGAGCUUUUCCCCAAUCAUACAGACAAUCUUAAUUCCUCACAGAGGCUCAGUCCCAGUUCCAGAUUGAGGAAGCUGCCUCAGGGUCGCCCUGUUCCUCCCCUUGGACCUGAGACAAGAGUUUCUGUAGUCUGGGUGGAGCGCUAUGAUGAUAUAGAAAACUUUCCCCUCUCAGAGCUGAUGACAGAGAUCAGUACUGGUGUGGAAACUACUGCAAAUAGUAGCACUUCACUGAGAUCUACGACUCUUGAAAAAGAAGUUCCUGUCAUCUUCAUCCACCCUCUAAACACUGGAUUAUUCCGGAUAAAAAUUCAAGGAGCCACUGGAAAAUUUAACAUGGUCAUCCCUCUUGUGGAUGGGAUGAUUGUCAGCAGGCGAGCUCUUGGCUUUCUGGUAAGGCAGACUGUAAUUAACAUUUGUAGAAGAAAGAGACUGGAGAGUGACUCCUACAGUCCACCCCAUGUCCGCCGGAAACAGAAAAUCACCGACAUUGUCAACAAGUACCGGAACAAGCAGUUGGAGCCAGAGUUUUAUACUUCACUUUUCCAGGAGGUUGGACUCAAGAACUGCAGUUCUUAGACCACUGAAUUUCUAAGACUGUUGAACCCCCGUUUGGGAACUAUAACACAGCAGAACAGUUUGAUAGGUGAUCACUGUAAAAAUAAAAACGAAUCACUCCCAAGAGCUUACUGUUUAAUCACCAGAAUAGAAGAAACACAUUGUAACCCAUUUGAUAGAAGACUUUUGGCUAUCUAGUGAAAUAGCCUCCCAGACACAAUCAUAUUCCUGCUGAUAAUGAUGACAUACAUUUUAGCCAUAAACUUUCUUUUAAAAGUGACAAUUUUAGUUAAACCAAAGCCUUUUGAGGAGAAAGGCUUUUAUGCAUCUCAGUUAUACACGUGCAUUGGUAGUAUCAACAAAUUUGCAAUAUAGAAGUUGAAGCUAGUUUUAUACCUCACUUUUUAGGAGGUUGUAUUAAAAAAAAAUCUGUCUCAGAAUCUUCCAGGACAUUUAAAGACUCAUGUUGAUAGCAUGGAGGAGAAGGAAAGAAGUCUCAGCCUUCUACUCACUUGUAGGUCUACUUGUCAUCCAGCUGUCAAACUGACAAAAAGGAAAUAGGAUAACAUGUUUUUUUCUCAGAUAAGAAGCCUGACAUUAAAAUAUGUCAUAUUUUUUUCUCCACAUUUCAGGAAGUUGUCCUUGUCAUCACUGCACAGAUCUGUCUGAAAGCCUCAGUUUCUGGGCCACCCAGCAACAGAUCAGAAAUGGCGCAUGGCGUUGUCCUUUAAUGGGGAUGCAAAUAAAGUUUGUGGGGUUAAAAGUUAUAAGACAGCAGUGAUACCCCCACUCUCUCCAUUAUUGUCCAGCAGGGUGACGUAAUGACAGGUUAAACAUUUGUGAUUCAUUAAUUAAAUAUCAUUUGAAGAAAUGUAAUUCACAGUAGGGGUUGAAAAUUAUUUGGUUUCAUCUAUUAUCUCUUAUUUCAGGACCAAGCAGCAAACUGCAGUAGUUUAUGAAGGAUUCUAGUUUGGGGUUCAGGAAUAGCCUCUCAACGCUCCUUAUUCAGAUCUUUCCCAGAGAACUACUCGAUUUCCUUGUAAUUGACAAACAUGAGUGACCACCUCUUUGGGUGGCUACUGUUAGAAAUGGCUAACAGUUGUUGUCAUCUUUUCUGGACUUUAGUUAGCCAACAGAUCCCUGCCAGGUUUUGGAAAUACUUCUGUUACCUCGCUGCUACUUUUCUGCAGGGAUAAAACUUUUGAGGUGGCCAGACCCAGAACAUCCUUACAAGGAUUCCUGUUACAGUGCUACAGCAUACACUGCUCAUUUACCCUAUUCUCAUGUGCUUUCUUAUUUAGUAAGAUUAUUUUAUGUUAAGAAAAUAAGUGAUAUUUGAAGUCCAAAGAGGAAUGAUCACAGUUGUAUAAGAGGUGUUUUCUCACGUGAACUCUGAUGUCAGUAGACUCUAUAGGUCAAAGCUACAACAAUCUGUUUGGGUUGAUGUUUUGGUAGUUUACUUAGGGGGCGGGGAUAGUGUGGGACCUAAUUCCCUGUGCAAAUGUCUCUUAUUCCAGAAAUAUGCAUUUGCCAUCUGUGAGCAAGAAAUAUGGGCAUAGCAGCUCUUGGUUUAAAGUUUGCCAUAACCUUUUCUUCAUGUUUGUUUUAAGCUCAGGUAAAGAUAACCUCCUCUUUCUAUGACUCCAGUUUCCAUUCAGGUUAUAGUAUUAUUCAAUAGUUGAUUUUCUUUUUAAGCUGGGCAAUAAAUUGAUGUUUCCAGAUGGUAGCAUGGGAGAGGGCAUAAUGGGAUAAAGAUGAGCAAAUUCUACCCUAAAAAUGUUCUACUGGUUCACAGGAAGAAGAUGAGGUUUAACAACUUUUAAGGUAAUUCUAGAUUGACAUUUUGAGGGGAAAAUGGGCUCUUGUUUUAGUUGAAGUGAGCAGAGAAGGCUGUAAAUUGAUUGUAACGUAACAUUCCAGAGGUUAAAAAUAACUGAUGUAGAUGCACUUCUUCAGUGUGAUUCUUCAGAUCAAACUUUUACCUUGGCAUAGUUAAUGUCAGAAAAAUGUGCUGUGUGUGUAUGAGGGUUGGGUUUCCUGACCCUUGAGUUAGCUCUAAUUUCUGGCAACUCCUUGUAAUUCCAAUGUAUUUGAUAAGUGAACAACCAUGUUGAAUGCAUUUGUGAUCUGGGAGACUCCCUGGUCUUCCAGGGAAGGAAAGAUGUGCAGCCCUUGAAGGCAUGAAACUUCUAAUGUGUACGGAGCCAGUGGAAUAUGGGAUACACAUACCUACCAGGCACUGGUUCCUUCUGCUCAAAAUAACAUCUGCCCAAAGAGGGAGUGUGGUAAGAACCCUUAGAUCCAGUCUUUCACUAAUAUGGAUUUGAGUUCAUGGUCACUAUGUUUAUCUACCUGUCUGUGUUAAAAAAUCACUGAGUAAAAUAGCACCAGAGGAACCUAUUUAGUACAUAAUAUUAAUAUUUAGUAGUCUGUUUGAUAAAUUUGCCAGCAUAUGUUCUAGCCUUUCAGGCAAAGUCAGGACCACGUUCGUCUGUGGCUUAAACAGCUCAGUCGCUAUGUCCGUUGGCUAUGCCGGGGGGUGGAUGAGUGUGGCAUUCUAUGAAGAGGAAGGUGGUAAGUAAGGUUGCCCAUCUACUGCUGCCUUAAAUUGGAGGAGGGAGCUUUUCUCCUCCUCUCUGAUUGGGUGCACUGAGGUCAGUGAGGAGGGCUUUUACCUUGUUAACCCUUUCCUUGUUUAACUAGCUUUCCUUUUUGUCUAGGACUUCUUCCUGAGACCCUCUUCCAUCCACUGGGCCUUUUAAAGGACUCAUUACAUGUUGGGUUGACCCCCUUUUUUUUGCCAGCACGUGCGUGCACACACACAUGCAUACUCAUGCACAUUUUCUGUCAUUUCCAAGUCCUUUAUUUCAGGGCAGCCAUUUUCCUCUGGACUCAUUAAUAAAUACAAAUACCCACACCUUUGGCCAGUAAUGUUGGUUCCCUGCAGGUUCUGUGUAUGAGGCCUUAGUGAAUGGUUACUUUCUCCAUAUACUAGGGAAGCAUUUGUCAGACUCUGCAGACUGGGUUCUAGAGAGGCAGAGUCUUUAGGAGUACUCAUUUCUUCUGGAAGGUGGAGCUUUACCCAAAGUGGAAGUUAGCUUUGCUCAAAGAUGUGUUUUGUGGUAGUUGGUAAAAAAAAAAAACCUAUUGGAGAUAAUUUGACACUCCUGCUGGCAGUAGUUCUCCAUUCACCAUUUUAAAGCCCAUUCAGGUUCUAUCUUCCUAAAAAAAUUGAUUGCUGUGUUUACAUGAAAUGAUGAUUGGCGUCAGAUGGUCUGUUUUAAAGAUUUCCAUGACAGCCUCUUUUCCUGAGUUGGAGAGAUUGGAGGUGGUCCAUCCAUACAAUGUGGAAUCAAACGGUGGGUUUCUUAGUAGCUAAAGAAGCCAUGUACUUAUAGUGUUUUUCUCCGAAUAUCAACUCAGAAUAUCAACUCAUGUUCUUCAGAUGCUUUUCUUUUUUUAAUGGUAAGGGAAAAGGUGUAAUUUGGGAUUCCACAGUGCCUUGCUUAUAGUAGGCGCCCAAUAAAUACAUGUUGAAGCAAACCAAGUUUCCCAAGUUCUCAUCUCUUAACAGUGACCAAGACAUCUUUCUCCUCCGAAGGGCUUGGCAGUUGUGGCUAAAAAAUAAGCAGUAUCAUUAUUUGCUUGAAAAUCAUAUAUACAGUUUGUAUGAAUUUCAGUAUGUUGCCAAGACAUGAUCUUUUUCUUACUGUAUUUUCUGUAAAUAUUUCUGGCACUGAACUGUAAAGUAAAGGCAAAGUGUAAAUAUGAAGGCCUGCCCGUGCCCCUUGCCUCCUAUGUUUCAUCUUCGUCAGUUAGGGAAGAAGGUCCAGAGGUUUGUUUGUAUUUAUGCCGAUCCUUUGUCCAGAAGAAACCCAUGGAAUAUUGAAUGUAAUACAUUUAGUCAAUUAAAUUUUAAGGCGAUUCUUAUCUAA